GGCGCUCCAAACCUGAAAAGCUCCACUCAGUCGACGACGAAACGUUGUUUGAGUCGGUUGGUGAGAACCAGUCCACUUCCCGUCUUGCGUGCCUAUCGAACCAUAACUUUUCGGGUUAACCAACCUCAUACUGACGUUGGUACCAACAAAAAACUGUUGUUAUUCGCGUUACCAGGGCUACCAUAAUCGAUAGAUAGUGUCGAGGUCUGCGAAACCUCGAGAAAAAAGUUUUGUGUUAUCAGUGAACACCGGACAGCAGUCGUGAAAAACUAGAAAAGUGACUGCAUAGAUUUUUCCGCUCUCGAGCUAUGAGAGCGCAGUGAAAAUUUAGAUUGACUUUGUGAUUAGAUCGAUUUUUUCCUCGAAGAUGGCUUUCAAAUUGGUUUUUUUGGGAUUACUGGUGUCUUUGGCACAUAUUGGUGGAUGUUUAGAACUGAGGAACAGGGCUUAUGAAGGACUUACGAUAAAGGUUUCAGAAGAGGUACCUGUGGAAAACUGCAAGGCUGUGUUGGAAAAUCUUCAGGCAAGCCUACAAAGUGCGUCACAGUUCCUGUUUUCCGCCCUUGAUGGCAAGGCAUUCCUGCGAUCCGCAACUGUUUUACUUCCUCCCUCGUGGCCUGACACUUGCGCUCCGUCAACUGUGGCGUCAGGUGCCGGUGAAACAAGUGACAUCACGAUACUACCCAGGGAUCCCACAAGGGGCCAGUUGUGGACCCAGCAAUCUCUGGGAUGUGGACAACCCGGCGAUCAGAUCUAUUUGGGCUUCGAAAGUUUAUUGAAGACUGAUAAUAAAUUAGGUCGUUCCUUGGUGAAGCAAUUCGCUAUGUAUCGCUAUGGAGUUUUUGAAGAACAAGGUUAUUUCAACGAUCCUAUAUAUCCCCUCUGUUAUUUCGACGAUGAUAACAAGGAGGCAAAGCUGACUGGAUGCUCAGAUCUUCAUAUCAACGACCAUGGGAUUUGCAAGGGUCAAAAAGUAUUCUACAACACCUCCAACAUGGUGGAUUCCAACGCCAGAAGCUCGAUCAUUUUCGCUCCAGAAGCACCAUCCGUAUCGAUGUUCUGCGAUUCUGGUAACCACGAUAGGAUUGCGCCUACGAAACAGAACUUGAUCUGCGACAGACGCAGCAUCCUGGAUGUAGUGCUGAGCCACGAAGAUUUCAAGAGUGCAAACGCCACAGACGACUCCAUGAGUCACGAAAUAGCAGAUACCACUCCGAAAAUAAGCUACAAGAGACAGAUGUUGACCAGGUACGUGUUCGUCAUCGAAAGUACCAAGGAUAUGAUGCAACGCGAGUCCUGGUACUACAUGAGAUUGGCUCUCACUAACUGGGCAGCCAAUCAGUUGCCUAACAACACCGAAUUAGGGAUGGUAUUAGCAGAUGUCAAAUCUACCAGAGCCUGUGAACUUCUUGACGGCACCCUUCACCCUAACGGCGUUGGCAGAAGUACCGAUGCUUUCUAUUCAGCUAUACCUUACACGGCGAGUGAUUCCGCUAAACCAGCAUGUCUGACAUGCAGCCUUAAAGACGCAAUGGAUAUGUUGAAUCAGAAAACCAAAGUCAACGGUCCUGCAAACAACGUUAUCGUGAUGAUCUCACCUGGUAUGGAUUACAAUCCUCAAAUGGAGUCUCUAUUGAAGGAAAUCAAGAAAUCUAACAUCAAAAUUGCUGCCAUCAACUAUCCCCACAUAAUCAGGAAAAAUUCCCUCAAUCUACUCGCUGAGAAAACUGGAGGAUCAGCUUAUACUGUACUAGAGCAGAAGCUUAAUGUUGAAUCGACUCUACUCACUACAUAUUUCGAGCUUUUAAACGUUUUGGCUGAUAUUUCAAGGAAAUACUACUCUGGCAGCCUCUCGGAUCUACCCAUUGAGAUCCAUCGUAGAGAAAUCACCGAUGACGGCAGAAGCUCUGUGACUGGCAGUUUUGUGUUGGAGCCAAAUAUGGGAGAACCAGCAUCUUUGAACUUCUUCACCCACAACACAGCUGCUCCUCUAUUCAAAAGCCUGAAACUGAUUAGUCCAUCCCAUCAAGUGUUCUCUUCCAGAAGUGAUCGUCUCCUUUUCUUCAAAACUAUCCUUCUUAACGCCAAUAUCAGUGAGAGUGGUACUUGGACAUACACAGUGGAGCCUUACCCUGGAAACCCUCAACCACACUUCCUACAAGUUUGCGCUACACCAAAAUCACCAACAGCUCCAAUCCUCAACGCCAAAUUCUGGACCCACAGGAAUCACCCUAAUGGUCCCCUUAUACUUUUGACUGAAGUGAAAUUGGGUGAGAUGCCUGUUCUAGGGGCCAAAGUUGAGGUGACAGUCACCAAAUCUUGCAAUCCUUGCAACCAAACACAAGAUGGUGCUACCAGAACUUACAAAUUUGAUCUAUUAGAUACCGGUAGCGGAGAUCCUGACAUAACUAAAGGCGAUGGUGUCUACACGAGGUAUUUCAGUGCAAGCGAAGCAGGCAUUGGAUUUUACACGUUCGAGGUUAAAGUAACUGACAAUGGCAAUACUGCAUAUAGCUGGGCUGAAUCAACCAAAACAUCUGAUAAACCUUGUUGUGGAAGCACAGUACCAUCAACUGGCGUCGAACCAAUUUCACCAUUCCAAAGGAUUCUACCCAAACAGACUAUCUUCAUCUCUUCCAAGGACAUUUUGACAUCGAGUCAGUCUGCGGCUGGAAAAAUUGGCGAUCUGAAAGUUGUCAUUAUCGCUGAAGACAUGAAGGCAAGAUUGUCGUGGACGGCGCCAGAUAUGGGAGGAAACACGGUAUCCAGAUAUGAAAUCAAGUAUUCCAACGCCGUUAAAGAUAUCAUCGAUAACUUCGAGACCAACGGAAUUCGUUGGGAUUCUGCUCAAAAACCUCUGCCUUUGAGUCCAGGCUCUGAAACUACUUUCAAUCUCGACUUUUCCCUGUUCAAGGAACUCCUGGAUAAGCCUAUGUAUUUUGCUGUCAAGGCGUACCCGAAAAUGUCGUCUGAUGUACCUGGAACCGUUUCUAACUGGGUUAGAGUUCUUGUGCCUUUACCUCCACCGCCACCCACCGUUGCACCAAGCUAUACCCACAAUGAACAGUAUUGGCCAAAUACGAAUACAGUUGAUAUUGAUCCCAUCAGUCCCAGCUUAACAAACCCCGCUAGUUUUGGACUUGAAUUGAUUCUACCAAUUGCUAUUGGUUUUAUUCUUCUUGUUGUUCUUCUCAUCGUUUACUGCUACUUCUGCGUUGUGCGACGUAGAGAGCGACAAAUAGUCAAGAAAUCCCCAUCAAAAUCCUUGAAGAACGAGAAAUUGAACGGAAAUAUCACUAUUGUACCAGGUAGUCCAAUGAAUAACCCAAGUCAAACAUACACAUCAGACAUAACAGACCAUCACAACGUUGGAUUACCUGUGAGUAACUUCGGUUAUGAAGAUGAAACUAAGAAGAGGUAUUCUCUAGUGAAUCAACAAGAGCAGCAACUCAUUGAAGAAUUGAAACAACAACAACAAAGCAUCAACCGUGAAGCUACAUACGCUGGUGUAAGCGUCAUCUCCAACAGGAAUGGAUCUACUCAUCCUCUUAGUCCAUACAACUCUUGGACUGCCUCCCAACUUCUCCACGAACAUGAAAGAAGACACAGCCCCAUGGACAAUUUACCAGAAGAACAGAUGAACCACGAAAUGAUGAUGAACGAUUCCCAAAUGGAUCACAUGUCUGUUAAUGGCCAACAAAUUGAUCAUAUGAGUCUGAAUGGUCACCAAAUGAGUCCUCAAAUGAUGGAACACUAUCAACAAACCCAUUUAGCACCCCCUGUACCCCCACUUCCAGCCUUUCAGGGUAAUGGGUAUCCACCAAACUACAGUAUAUAUGGAACCCAUCAAUCGCCCAACCACCAGUUAUAUCAAACCAUAAGAAAUGAACCAGUUGGUCAGUUCAAUCCUAGUCUGCAAGGCUCCAUGAGCUCGGUUAAUAGUGGCGAAAAGAAGAGAAGAAAUGUGACUAUGGUUUAACGAUACGUUAUUAGAGAUACAGUGACAACAGUUGAAACUUACACAACACAAGUUUAGUUUUCAGUGAACUAGUGGGUAUAAUUCCCAAAUGAAGUAACUGAACCGAUUAUUAUUUAUCAUGACGCUUUGGGAUCAAGAAAGAGAGGAAAACCUACGGAAAAAUAUUGAUAAAUCGAACAUAUAUUAAUCUUUUAUUUUGAAUUUUGUUGUUUUCGAAAAAUUAUUCCAAAUUGAAGACGCUUUGAAAUCCCAGUAUAUACACAGCAUUUUCAAUUGAUUAUCUGUUGUUCUGAUUUGAAUUCUUCAACUAUUUAUUUAAAAAAGUUCUCAUUUAUCUUGUGACACAUUGUACAUAUAAUCUGUUAAUUUUGUAAAUAGUGAAAAUUAUCGUCUUACCAGUAGUAAAUUUGCCAACUAGUCAUAUCAUGUAAUUAAAUUGCAAGUUUGAAUGUAUGCUACGAAAUGAAGCCAGUAUCUAUGGAAUUAAUUAAAUAUAGAUGAAACAAAAAGUUUUGUCAAUGCAUAAACUUUUGAGACUGAUCUCCACAAAUUUCUCUUAAGGAAUGUAGAUGUUUUGUAUAUUAUUUUCAAGUUUUUGUAAAUAUGUAGUAUAAGUUUUCUAUUUUCUCAUUAUAAAUGUUUAUAUAUUUA
Molecule: messenger RNA, 4630 nt
Organism: Coccinella septempunctata (seven-spotted ladybird)
Lineage: Eukaryota; Metazoa; Arthropoda; Insecta; Coleoptera; Coccinellidae
Product: calcium-activated chloride channel regulator 1-like
Exons: 7
Coding region: 368-3979 (1203 amino acids)
Source: RefSeq, a predicted model, not a curated record